This is a messenger RNA of Acaulospora colombiana, 339 nucleotides long. NCBI's taxonomy places the organism in Eukaryota, Fungi, Glomeromycota, Glomeromycetes, Diversisporales, Acaulosporaceae. The record is from the annotation of a GenBank genome assembly.
AUGGCAGCAGCCGUUGCGUCGGAAUCGACGACGCAACUGGCUCGUCUAGGUCUUUCCGAGCAAGAAUUCAAACGGAAGACGGAGCUUAUGCGACUCUAUCUUCAAGAUAACUCCGGAGCAACCUCGUUUGAUGAGUUUUGUAAACGACAACCAGCGGAGUUGCCGGAGCCUCAAAAACCGCCACCCAUCCCAAAGCCGACAGUGACAGAAGCUCCCAAGAAUACUUCGAAUGUUCAACAAAAGUCUUUCAAUCCUGCUCCUGCUUAUCCCCCUAUGGCUGUCCCACUACCCCCUGGGUCGCUUAAUCCGCAAAUGUUUGGGAUGAUGACGCCUCAUCAG